Messenger RNA from Acanthoscelides obtectus, 412 nucleotides. Lineage: Eukaryota; Metazoa; Arthropoda; Insecta; Coleoptera; Chrysomelidae. The record is from the annotation of a GenBank genome assembly.
AUGCAUACGAAAUACUCUUCAGAACAUAGAAAAAUCGUUAACAAAAGUACAUCUCAAAAUCAUAUUCACGUUUGUACAUACGAACAGAGUGUUAAUAAAGUACCUGAUCAAGCUUCAAGGAGUGAUACUUUGGGUGUGUCCAAGAAGAAAAGAUCAAAUUCCAGAAAUAACGUUCAAGUGGAGUUGAUGGUCAAAAAGCUCUUUAUGGGUGCAGCUCAGGAGAUGCCCAUUCGCCAAAUAAUCAUCAGCAUAUCCCUUUGUCCUUUAAGAAUAGAAACUAAAAGAUUAAUGUUUCCUUGAGCGCAUUUUCAAUUACCUAGGUGUGAGCGUUUCUAUUUUUAUAAGACAACCUAUGUAUUGUAAUGCAUUAUAUUCGUCAUUUUACUUUUCAUUGCAAUAUCUUAUAAUAUCA